CACCCACCUCACCCACCUCGCCAUUCUUCUUGUACUUCUUCUCAGCGGAUCUGGCCCGUUUUACUUGAUCGGACUUCUGCUUCCUGGCAACCUUGGCAGCCUGUCUCUCGGCCUCCCUCUGAAGCUUGACCUCCAUCGGCGGAUGUUGCUCUCGCUUGUGACGCAGAAGAUCGUGGUUGCGUUUGUAACGCUUAACUUCCAUGGGCGGAGCGACGGCGCCAGGCCAGGCUGGCGGAGGUGCUGGACGGGGGACCACUCCAUCGUACGAGCAGAUAUCGCACCAGUAGGGCUUUUCCUCUCGGUGAGAGACCAUGUGCGACUUGAGGAGUCCCAACGAGGCAAAGGAACGUGUGCAUGAAGG
Messenger RNA from Gamsiella multidivaricata, 361 nucleotides. RefSeq lists its product as uncharacterized. The coding region runs from base 143 to 358 and encodes 71 amino acids. The record is from RefSeq and is a predicted model, not a curated record. Lineage: Eukaryota; Fungi; Mortierellomycota; Mortierellomycetes; Mortierellales; Mortierellaceae. The transcript has a single exon.